GGUCAGCCCAAAAGGCACCCUGAGGUGGAGGUGCCGUAUGAGUUAUGGUCACUAUCUGGAGGGGUGCUUAGUUUGAAUCAGCAGCUCUGGCAGGCAGACGGGGUCUCGGAGAUCUCUACUGGGUGAACUGGACAUGGCGAUAAACUGGUGAUGAGCAUGAAGCUGACUGCAUAGUGAAGAGGAAAGAAAAGUACGUCAAGAAAUAGAGCCUAAGUGAUGGAUAAUCAAGACAAGGGAGGAGGUAAAGGAGGAGGAGGAGGAGUGCAGACAAAAGACAAUCAGAAAGCUGAGGAUGUUGACGAUGUAGAAAAAAAGACUAAAGACAAGCAAAACAAGUUGGAGAAGGAGAGCAAUGGAGAGGUAAAGAAACACAGCCGUCGUCACAUGAGGAACGGCUGGGCUGUGAAGGAACGUCUGGUCAUCAACGUGUCGGGGAUGCGUUAUGAGACCCAGCUCCGCACCCUUGCCCAGUUCCCGGACUCCCUGCUGGGUGACCCCCUGCGUCGCAGUCGCUACUUUGACCCUACACGGAAUGAACUCUUCCUGGAUAGAAGCCGUGUCUGCUUCGACGCCAUCCUGUACUUCUACCAGUCAGGCGGGAGGCUGCGGAGGCCUGCCAACGUCCCUCUGGACAUGUUCCUGGAGGAGCUGCGCUUCUAUGAGCUCGGAGAAGAGAUCAUCGACCACUACAAAGCGGAUGAAGGAUUCCCCAAAGAGGAGGAGAGGCCCUUACCCACCAAUGAAUUGCAGCGUCGCCUCUGGAUGCUGUUUGAGUAUCCGGAGUCCUCCAGUGGAGCUCGGAUCAUUGCCAUCAUCAGUGUCAUGGUCAUCGUGAUCUCCAUUCUUAUCUUCUGCCUGGAGACUCUGCCUGAGUUCAGGUUGGAGAAGGAACAGAGGGAGCAAUCCACCACCAUACCUCACCCCACUAUAGCCAACGAAACUAUCUCGGUCCCACCUGGCUUGACUACCUUCCAGGAUCCCUUCUUUAUUGUAGAGACGGUCUGCAUCAUCUGGUUCUCCUUUGAGCUCAUCGUGCGCUUCACCUGUGCUCCGAGCAAGGUGCACUUCUUCAAAGACGUGAUGAACACCAUCGACUUCUUCGCCAUCAUUCCCUAUUUUGUCACCCUGGGCACGGAGCUGACCAAGGACAAAGACGCACAGCCGUCCGUGUCUCUGGCACUCAUCAGGGUCAUCAGGCUGGUGAGGGUCUUCAGGAUCUUUAAGCUCUCUCGUCACUCCAAGGGCCUCCAGAUCCUGGGCCAGACGCUGAAGGCCAGCCUCAGAGAGCUGGCCUUGCUCAUCUUCUUCCUCUUCAUUGGAGUCAUACUCUUUUCUAGUGCCGUCUACUUUGCAGAGGUGGACAGUCCUAACACGUCGUUCACCAGCAUCCCUGAGGCAUUCUGGUGGGCUGUGGUAUCCAUGACAACAGUCGGCUAUGGGGACAUGUACCCGGAGACGGUCGGGGGGAAGCUGGUGGGCUCCAUGUGCGCCAUCGCCGGCGUGCUCACCAUUUCUCUGCCCGUGCCUGUCAUUGUGUCCAACUUCAGCUAUUUCUACCACCGUGAGAUGGAGUGUGAGGACACGACAGAGUACAACCACGUCACCACAUCGCUCUGGGACAAAGAGGACGAUGAAGAGGGGGAAGAUGAGGAAGGAGAUGACGAGGAGCAUGAACACAUGGGAGAUUAUGUGCCCUUGUAUGGGCAGGACAGCAGGGGUAUCUGCCCACCGCUCAAUGGGACUAUCCUGGCAGGGCUUUGUGCCGGACAGGAAGCUGGUCAUCAGAGAGGGAUAAACUUUUACCUCAAAGAACCUCUGGUCACUCAGGUUUGACAGAGAGCAGGGCAGACAUGUAAUGCUGCUUCACUUCAAGAAGAAGAGAGUGCAAUGAUGGAAAGAUUCUGGCAGAAUGAUACAGGAGACUUGGACUGAUAUAAGCUCUACUUUGUUACUGUUGCAUGUUUUUGCAUGAUAAUAUUUGAUUUACAGCAAGAAUCUAUUUUCUUAAUAAAUAAAUAAAAACUCUGCAGGUCAUUAGACAAAAUUCACUGCUGUGUUAAAGACAUGUCCAGGCGUUAUUCUCUAUCCAGCUCAAUUAAAAAAAACAUUCUACCUGCUGCCAGUAGUGUCCCCAAAAUUUUUUCAAAGGGAUGGCCAGAUGGGGCCACUGAAAAUCUUGGGGGUGGGACAGUAAAACCAAAAGCCAUAAAUGAAUUUCAACGCUGUCAAGGCUAAAACUAUGUCAAUAUGGAGAGUUAUGGAAUGGCAGUAAUUAGCUGAUGUGCAGGGACUAAAACCAGCACAGUUUACAUUUUGAGUCACACAACAAUCCUGUUAUAAUGUUUUAUCUAUCUGUACAUGUUCGGCAAUAGGCUGGUUGUCCUUUUCCUUAAAACAGAAACAUACUGCUUUAAUUUGAAGGAGCACAUUGAUUGUAAGGAACAAAACAUUUACUGGGAACACGCCUUCUGAGGUUUAGGGGAGACUCGUGGGUACCCAUACAACCCAUUUUCAUUCAGGUACCUCGAGAUGAGAGUUCAAGGGAACCCCUGAAAAUGGCCAUGCCAAAAUUUAGCCUAAGUCUGUAG
Messenger RNA from Epinephelus lanceolatus (giant grouper), 2588 nucleotides. RefSeq names its product potassium voltage-gated channel, shaker-related subfamily, member 7 (gene kcna7). NCBI's taxonomy places the organism in Eukaryota, Metazoa, Chordata, Actinopteri, Perciformes, Serranidae. Gene Ontology annotation, biological process: potassium ion transmembrane transport; action potential; protein homooligomerization. Gene Ontology annotation, cellular component: voltage-gated potassium channel complex; membrane. Gene Ontology annotation, molecular function: protein binding; delayed rectifier potassium channel activity. The record is from RefSeq and is a predicted model, not a curated record.